AUGAAGGUGUUGCCAACUGAAGGUGUUUUCAGAAAUGCAACUGCAAUAUCCAUAUCGGGGAAUAAGAAACUUUGUGGGGGUAUACCGGAACUGGAGUUGCCAACAUGUCCAAACGUUGACCCUGAGGGAAGAGAUAAGUCCAAAAGCAUUAAGCUAAUGAUCCCUCUUCUUUCUGGACUUGUUGCGCUGGUUUUCAUCAUGUCUUUAGUCAUAAUCAUUUGGUUAAAAAAGGCAAGGGGAGAGCCUUCUUUAACAUCUUCACCGGUCACUUAUGAGAGCCUAUAUAGAGCGACAAAUGGAUUCUCUUCUGCCAAUUUGAUUGGAAAUGUGAAGGUGAUAAACAUUGAUCAUCAAGGGGCUGCUUCUAAGAGCUUCAUGGCUGAGUUUGAGGCCCUGAGAAACAUUAGGCAUCAAAAUCUUGUUAAGGUCUAUACUGCCUGUUCGACUAGUGAUUUUGAGGGUAAUCCGUUCAUAGCUUUAGUUUACGAAUACAUGCCUAAUGGGAGCUUAGAAAGUUGA
This is a messenger RNA of Solanum tuberosum (potato), 519 nucleotides long. Its product is annotated as putative receptor-like protein kinase At3g47110. Gene Ontology annotation, molecular function: protein kinase activity; ATP binding. The transcript has 2 exons. The record is from RefSeq and is a predicted model, not a curated record. Gene Ontology annotation, biological process: protein phosphorylation. Bases 1 to 519 code for a protein of 172 amino acids. Lineage: Eukaryota; Viridiplantae; Streptophyta; Magnoliopsida; Solanales; Solanaceae.